This is a messenger RNA of Chrysoperla carnea, 406 nucleotides long. Its product is annotated as probable salivary secreted peptide. The annotation marks the transcript as partial. The record is from RefSeq and is a predicted model, not a curated record. The transcript is spliced from 2 exons. NCBI's taxonomy places the organism in Eukaryota, Metazoa, Arthropoda, Insecta, Neuroptera, Chrysopidae.
AAUUACAAAGAAUUUUCACUAUAAUAAAAAAAUAAUUUACUGUAUUGUUAAAAUGACUGCUACAAAAUUUUUCUUGUCAAUUGUUGUAUUAGCAAUUAUUGCUUGUACAGUUUCUGGGCAAAGUCAUCAUUGGAGUCAAGGUCAAAAACAAAUUGGUGAUCGGCUUCUUACACGUCAAAUUGUACAAAAAUCAGCAGCAACCUUUGGUGGUAAAGUAACUAAAGAUAUUCGAUAUCCUCCCAAAGGUGAUGGUAAUGAAAUAAUUAAUUUUAUAAAUGCAACGGAUCAAUAUGUUAAUGGAGAAGGUGGAUUUGUUACAUUAUUGGAAGGUGGAGUUGGAACAAAAGCUGUAAAAUUACAUUUUAAAUCACAGAAAGGACAUGGUUUCAAUUUUAUUUUGGAUAUU